Molecule: messenger RNA, 1531 nt
Organism: Pimephales promelas (fathead minnow)
Lineage: Eukaryota; Metazoa; Chordata; Actinopteri; Cypriniformes; Leuciscidae
Gene: tppp3
Product: tubulin polymerization-promoting protein family member 3
Biological process (GO): positive regulation of protein polymerization; microtubule polymerization; microtubule bundle formation
Cellular component (GO): microtubule
Molecular function (GO): tubulin binding
Source: RefSeq, a predicted model, not a curated record
UCUCUCUCUUUUAUAGCCAUCCCUUGAUGCUAAACAGGACGUCUCCAUGGAUACAGGAAUAAACAGAUGAUAACAAGCCCUCAGCCUUUUAAAGCCCAUUUCAGAAGGGAGUAACAUGACAGACAGAGAAAGAGAGAGAGAGAGAGAGGACAGAAGUUGUGCAGACCAGGGAGUGUGUGUGCAUGUAUGUGGAUUGCCAGCAGCUGGAAGUCAGUAGCACAGCAGAAUACCCAAUAUGGCAGAAAGCACAGACAUGGACCAGCUUCUGAGCUCCUUUAAGAAGUUUGCUGUUCAUGGUGACACCAAAGCCACUGGGAAGGAGUUGAAUGGGAAAAACUGGGCAAAGCUGUGCAAAGACUGCAAAGUCAUUGAUGGCAAGAAUGUCACCGGCACCGAUGUAGAUAUUGUCUUCACUAAAGUCAAAGCAAAGACAUCUCGGGUUAUUACAUUUGAGGAGUUCCAGAAAGCUCUAGAAGAAUUGGCCCCAAAGAGGUUCAAAGGUCAAAGCAAAGAGGAGGCAUUGCAGUCUAUAUAUCAGCUAAUUGAAGGCAAAGAUCCUACCAACGUUGGUGUAACGAAAGUGGCAAAAACGCCUGCGGUGGAUAGGUUAACCGACACAUCUAAAUAUACUGGCUCGCACAAGGAGCGCUUUGAUCAGAGUGGGAAAGGCAAAGGAAAAGGUGGGCGGGAGGAGAUUGUGGAGCACACAGGCUACGUAGGGGCCUACAAGAACGCCGGGACUUACGAGGAGAAGACAAAGGCCAAGUAAGGCCUCACUGUCUCCAUAUCAACAUGUUCUAUGCUCUGAGCUCCAUGUUCAUCAGCACUUAUCUGGACCAAAGCCUAACUUGAACUUUGACCUGUAAAAUCCAACAGCCACUAUGCAGUGUAACACAGGAAGUGUUGUAAAUGUUCGUCUUUAAGGAUAAAGAACAUAGUAUUACAGUCAGUUUUCAUUAUAAAGUUGACAGAAGGUUAGGGUAUAAGAAGAAGUAAAGAUGUAGGCUCUGUUGAAGGGAAACAGAUAAGUAAUGUACUUGUUUGUUUUUAUGUUGCUGUUUAAUAGCUAUGAGAAAUGUGCAUCUGAACAUCACUAUUCUUUAGUGAACACAAUAACCAAUUUAAGAGAUUUUUUUUUUUCUAACUUAUGUAUAGACCUUAGGUAGUGCCACAUUUAAUUUUGGAUAGAAAUGAAAGUGAGGCUGUGAGGGAUAGAAUAGUUCAAUGUUGUCUAACAACAUACCGAUUGUUCAGCUGAUGAACAAAGCUUGGAGUAGACAAAAACAAUUUUAAAGUUGUGAAAAAAAUGACGUGAUCCAGAACCUUUACAGUGCACGCCAUUGUAAAGUCUGUACGUCUAUCCCCUGCAGUCAUCUAAAUUCUAACAUGAUUCAUUGCUAAAAGUCAGUAAUUACCCUUCUGUUGUUUGCUAAAAUUAUUUCCAAAACUUCAAUGUCAUAUCUUUGUUGUAGUUAGUUUACUGUAUUACUGAAACUGGAAACUGCCUUUGUAUAAACCAUUACUAAAUAUC